AUGCCGCUAAGCGACAUCACCAACGUGGACUCGAGCGAUUCCGACGAUCCCGUCCCCACAAAUCCAAUAAAGAAUCUAAUUCUGAAGGAGACGAGGCCAAAGUCUAAUUUAAGCGACGAUGACAUGCUCGAGUUGUUUCAAAAAACAUUUCAAAUGGUUGGAAAGAAGGGACAUGUUAGUUGGAGCGUUUGUAAAGGAAGGAAAGUUUAUUUUUGAAGAAAUCUUUGGUUCGGCAAUUGUGGGCCGGUUAUGAUGUCGUCGAGCACGUUGGUCUGUUUCAUAAGCGUGAUAUGCAGAAAGCCCUGUACGAUCCCGCCUUCAUCAGUUGUCCUGAAGGUUUUUUCAUGAAGAAAAAACAAAAAAUUGAUGAUAUUAAUUCAGGAAUAAAGUUGGUGGCCCGAUUCGUGCCCCAAAUCGGCGUCCGACAAACUUUGAAUUUAAUUCGCCGGGCGAUUUUGAACAAGGCCACGGAGUAAUUUGGAUACUUAUUUUUUUAAACUUGUAGAAUAAUUUUUUUCAGAGCCCACUGUCGGAAUUACGGGCAACUUGCGUUAACCGUAUGGAAAAAAAUGCGGAGAAAGAAAAUCUUGACGAGAUAAAAAAAGACGUUGAGAAUUAUUUCAUGUCAGGUGGGAGAAUUUUAAGAUUUUUUUGAAAAAUUGAUGUUUUCUUUGUUCAAUUUCGUAGUGCAAUGGUGGCGAUCCUGGCUGUUCAAAAUAUAUCUUAAGUGGUCACUAAAGGGCUCAGAAUCGUCCCAAAGGCGCGGAGGACACCCGGCGCUUUCUCCACAGUUUCUAAGUGAAUUUAAAAUUUUCAGAAGUCGCCGAUGAAGCCGUCAGAUGUCCGGAACCCUUCUGCAAACGAUAUUAUGAUGUAAUUUUUAAAGCAUUUUCUGAAAACAUGACAAUUUCCAGAUGCUUGUCGCGUUUUCCAACGAAAAGGCUUCGAAACCCGAACUCGACAUGACUUUUGGGGCCCAAGUCAUGUUCAUUUUGGACAAUAAUAUGUCGGUUAGUGGGGAAAAUUGUAAUUUUUCCAUUUUAAUCAUCAGAAAAAGUUUAUUUGUAUUGAAAUGUUGUAGAGAAAUCGAAGAAGUAAAUCGGAAUUUUGUGUACUUUGAGCCCUUCAGUAGAUUUGUUGUUUGUUUACUGUUUAUUGCAUCUUCAAUGUAAGAGUACAUGUGCAAUCGACUUUCAUUGAUUUGACUGUGUUUUAAACGGCGGCAGGAGCUGUGGCUUAGGCAGAGAAGUUGUGAAUUUCGCUCGUAGAACAUCAGGUACAAGAGAGGUAGAUUUAUUUUCAUGAAUUUUUAGCUCUUCAGAAGGUUCAAAACUUGUGUAUAGUUGUUUCUUGCUUGAGCCAUCGAAAAAUGGGUCCUGACACGAUUUGAAAAAAGAGACAGUACCUGCUCAGAGGAGAGUGCAGACUCCCUUACAAUCUUAAGCUAGCCAUGUAUGCGCCUUUCGUUUUGCUCCGAGCUAGAAAAUUCUUCUCUUCGAUGCGCACGUACUUUUUCUAACCAUGCGCCUUUAAUUUAGCCCAAAACCUUUUUCUUAUUAAAGGCGCAUGUACAGAGAAAGACCGCGAGUGUUAAAGGGAAAGGUUCUGAAGCUCGGAGGUAGUUUCCAAAGCUUAUUUUGGUGCAUGCGCCUUUAAUUGGACCAACAAUUCUUGUUUUAUUAACGGCGCAUGCACAUGAAGAGCCGCGCACAUUUUCGUUUCCCUCCGAGCUACAGAACCUUUCCAUUUGAGACGCACGGCUUUUUUAUGGGCAUGCGCCUUUAAUUUGGUCUGAAUUUUCUUUCUUAUUAAAUGCGCAUGUACAAAGGAAGACUUCGCGCAUCGAAAGGAAGGGUUCUGAAGCUCGGAGGAAGUUCCCGAGGCUUAUUUUGGUGCAUGCGCCUUUAAUUAGGCCAACGAUUCUCGUCAUAUUAAAGGCGCAUGCAAAUGAAAAGCAGCUCACAUUUUGGUUUCCCUUUGAGCUACAGAACCCUUCCGUUCGAUGGGCGUGGCCUGUUUCCAGACAUGCGCCUUUAAUUUAGCUUAAAUCUUGCGAUGUAUUAAAGGAAUUAUGGAGAAGAGGGUUAUUAAGCUAAGGAGUACAAAAAUACGCGCCUGCGCCUUUAAUUCAGCCCCAUAGUUCUCGUCAUAUUAAAGGCGCAUGCACAGAGAAAAUGAAGGGUUCUGUAGGGAACGAAAAUUGUUAGAAGCUGGGAAGGAGCUAUAGUAUAUUUUAAUAUUUUAACACGUGUUUAAAAAAAAUUAUAAAGUUCAGGUUGAUUUUUUUGAAUAUCAACUUUGAAUGGGAGAAACUAGCUUGAAAACUCAAUUUUUAACAUUUUUGAAAUUUCAUGUACUUCAGAAAGUUCAAAACUCAUUUAAAGGGUCCUGAAACGAUUGGAAAAAAUACAGUAUCUGAUAAAAUUAAUUUUCAAAGUGAAAAUAUCAUUUUGAGGUGCCCAACAACGUUGUUCGUUUGAACGCCGAGCGGCUGUUUUUCCUCGUUUUUCCCUUGAUUCAUCAGGAUGAGGAGGUGAUUUUUGUCAUUAUUCCUUUCAAAUCAGUAUUUUGAGGAAUAAUCAAAUAUAUAUUCCAGGAACGCCAAUAUUCGCUGAGCAAACAGUUUGAAUACGUCAAAAAGAUGCUCCUCGAUGAUUGCUAUAUUCUGAGAGCUGAAGCCGUUAGACAGGUGAAAAUUUGAAAAGUUUUAGGGAUUUUGUUCAUAUUAUGAGGAAAAUGUACAGGAAAAAAGAAAUUUUUAUGAAAAAUUUGAAGUUUUAGCUAUAACUUUAUAUGGAAAUGCAUGAAAUUUUGGGUUCUUUCCAACUUGAAACGGGUUUUUGAUGAUAAAUUGAGAAAAAUUUGGGGGUUUGGCGAAAUUUUCGCUAUGGAAAAGACAUUCAUUAAUGAAUUGUUUAUUAGAAAUAUGAUUUUGGUAAUAUUUUUUUACUCGAGAAGCCCGAUUUUUUUCAAGUUUUAGGCCUUGAAAUUGUUCAUUUUUUUGCGAAAAAGUUAAAGAUUGAGGUUUAAUUUUAUGAAUAAAUGAAGGAUAUUGGGGUUUCUUUGAACUUGAACCGAGUUUUGAUGUAAAAAAAUGGGAAAAAAAUUUGGGGUUUUUCGCUGAAAUUUUGCUAUGGAAAAAAACAUUCUUCAUUGAAAUAUACAUUAGAAAUAUGAUUUCGGUGAUAUUUUUUUACUUUUUGAAGCCCGAUUUUUUUCAAGUUUUUAAGCCUUGAAAUCGGCGAUUUUCAGUGAAAAAGUUGAAGUUUUAGCUUCAAUUAUAAAUAGAAAUACAUGAAAAUUUGUCAUAUUUUCUGUAUAAUUCGGUUUUUUUCGAACUUGAAAAGGAAUUUUUUUGUGUUGAAAACGUGAAAAAAAUGAGGGUUUUGGCUGAAUUUCGCCAUGAAAAAUUGCGUUUACUUUCGAUUCGUUUCUAAGAGUUAUGAUUUUUUUCCGAUUUUUUUAACUAGAGAAUUUAAAUUUUACUCACCUUUUUUCAUUUUUUUCAAACGCUGAAUCAGUUCAAAAACUAAGUCAAGACUUUUUUUAGACCUUGGAAUUUCGAUUUUUUUGUGGAAGUUUGAGCUUUAAUUUAUACCGGAAUAUGUCAAUUUUUCGUUUUUAAAUCAUAUUUGUGUAAAUCGAAUUUUAGGUUGCGAUUUUUGCAUGAAAAAGGGAAUUUUUUUCAAAUUUUGUAGUGAAAAAAACCUUUUUUUCGAGUUCUGAAUCAGUUCAAAAAUUAAGUUCACGUUUUUCCAGGCCAUGAAUCUUUUUUUCUGAUUUUUUUGGUGGAAGUUUGAGCUUUAAUUUAUACGGAAAUGAAUGAAUUUUUCCUUUUUUUCGUAUCAUUUUUUUGUGUUUUUUUAGACUGAAAUUUUGCUAUGAAAAAGUAGAUUUUUUUCAAAUGUCGAAGGGCAAAAACCCUUUUUUUCGAGUUCUAGAUCAAUUAAUUCUUUAGACCUUGUAAUUUCGAUUUUUUUGGUGGAAGUUUGAGCUUUAAUUUAUACGGGAAUGUGUGAAUUUUCGUUUUUUUCGUAUCAUUUUUUUGUUUUUUUAGGCUGAAAAAUUUUUCUAUGAAAAGCGGAUUUUUUUCUAAACUUUCUACUUUUUGAAUUCUGAAUCAGUUCUUAUUUAGACCUUGAAACUCCUCGCCGAUUUCUGGAACCUCUUCCCGCCCAACGUCACCAAGGACAUUUUUGACGACGGUUUUAAAAAAAAAAAUCAAAUAUUUUUUUAAUCUCAGAUCGUUGAUGAUCUCGUGAAGGAUCGUUGCAUCCCGGUUCGGUUGGCGAUUUAUGAGGUUUGGAAAUUUUUUUGACGGGAUUUUUGAGGGAUUUUUUUCUAUUAAUCUUAAUCAGAAUGAGGUUUUCUCGAGUUUUUAAAGUUGAAAAAUUUAGUAAAAUUAUUUUUUUAAAAAGAAUUUUUUUAUUGACUUAGUUGUGAUGCGAGGUCGUUUUUUUAUACUAUUUAAGAACGUUAGGAACAUUUUUAAGCCUAAAAAUAUUAAAAACAAGUUUUUUAGGGCAUGUAGCUCUUGAUUUAUUUUUUUUUAAAGGAUCCUUUAGUCGUACUUUAAAGUAAUUUUAUUCGGUUUCUAGGAGGUUAGGAACAUUUUUAAGCUCAAAAAAGACCAAAAAAGGAAGUUUUUAGGGCAUUUAAUUUUUGAUUUAUUUUUUAAGGACUUUCUAAUGCCCUAGUUGCACGUUUAAGUCAAUUUAUAUGGUUUCUAGGAAGUUAGGAAUAAUUUAUAAUACUCUAGUUGUUUUUUAAGUUCAUGCUUUUAGAAAUUUGGGACGUUUUUUGAGCUCUAAAAAUAUGAAAAUGAGUUUUUUAGGUCAUUUAGUUCUUGAUUUAUUUUUUAAAAGGUUUUAUAAUGCCCUAGUUGUACUUUAAAGUAAUUUAUUCGGUUUCUAGGACGUUAGGAAUAUUUUUGAGCUCUAAACUGAGAAAAUUUUUAGGGGCCACUAUAGAGGAUUGCCAAGGACUACUUGUACACUAAAGUGGCCACUAAACCCACCUCUAUAGUGGUCACUAUUUUCCGUUUUAGUGGCCACUUCAGUAGUUUUUCAUCCAGUAUUCCUUCCAGUAACUCUGAUAAUUUGAAAGCAAACAGAUUGGACCAGUUAUGUUGAUCCAUUGACCCCUAAAGUGGCCACUAAAUUUUUUAGUGGUCUAGUAGCAGAACUUAGACCUCUAUAGUGGCCACUAAUUUUUAACCGCUUAAGUGGCCACUAGUUUGACUACUAUAGUGGCCACUAAGGCGUCAAAUCUCUAUAGUGGCUACUGAAAAUUUUCACAGAAAGGUUGGAAAACGCAGUUUUUUUGGACAUGUAGAUCCUGAUUUAAUUUUUCAAGGACUUUAUCAUCCUCUAGUUGUACUUAAAGGUCUUUUUAUACGGUUUCUUGGAAGUUAGGACAUUUUUGAGCUUAUAAAAGACCAAAAAAGGAGUCCUUCAGGGCAUGCAGUUCCUGAUAGUCGUCCCGGGAUGCGCCAACGCCCUGGAAGUGGCCCUUAAAGUGAUCUGUCCCCGGGGGAUCAACGAUUCCAAUGCGAAAGUUCGCAAGGCCGCCGCCGCCCUUCUUGCAAUCAUUCGGAAACAUCGAUUUAUCAAGGUAAUUGUCGAAAAAAAGUAGGAAAAAUAGAACCAACCCUUUAGGGGCCGAAAAAGUGGUCCCUAUAGGGGUUAAGAGUCUGACCCCUUUGCCCUUAAAGCUCAAGUGGACCCUAUAGGGAUCUCUCAACUUCAUUCAAAAAAGGUUAUAAAGCAAUUUCAACCAAUAAUUGAAUUGAUUGAUCCCUAUAGGGAACCCUAAUUGAAACCUCUACACUUAGAAUCUCCAGAGUGGUCCCUACAGGGGUUAGGGGGGAAAACAGGGACUAUAGUGACCGAAAAAGUGAUCCCUCUAGGGGUAAAAUUAAAGUAGUCUAAAUUGGAGAUUUGGCUCUGACGCCUUAGCCCUUAAAGCUCAAGUGGGCCCUAUAGGGGUCUCUCAAUUUCGUUUAAAAUUAUCGGCUAGCAUGUCCCCUAUAGGGACCACUUUUGCAAGCUUUAGUGACCCCUAUAAGAGUUGAAAAAUGGUCCCUAGGGGUAAUCUUUCAAGAGCCUUUUUUACCCCUAUAUGGGCCACUCUGGAGCUCCGAACUUUUCAGAGCUCAUCUAGGGAUCACUUAAGAGUACUGAUGCCGCUGAAGGGGUCACUAGAAAUGCUGAAUAUUUCGUGUUACUAAAGUAAAAAUGUUCAGCUGACGGACGUCGUGACGAAACCCGAAAUGAUGGCUCGGCUGGCCAUCGAACAGGACGACGAAGUGGCCAAGGAGCUUGUCAGGGCCCUUUAUAUUGUGAGGAAUUUUCUGACACAUGAAAAAAAAAGGAUUUGAGAUAUCUUGUGCUGUAUCUACCCCACAGCCGAGCGAAAAAAAUUUUUUUAAAAACUGAAAUUAUAAUUUUUUUGAAGGGUAAGCCAUAUCCCCCCAUAAAGGGGGAAGGGAGGAGUUUCAGUAUAAGUUUGCUUUCCUCUUGAAAUCGGGGUUUAGAUGAUUUUUUGGUUAUUUUUAAAGGCUCUCCGAGAAUUUUUUUUUUUAAAGCUCUGAAUGGCGUUUUUCGGAAGUUUACAGCUAGAAAUUGAUGAUUUUUUCAAAAUUUCUAGUUUCGUCAAACCAUUUUUUGAACAAUUCUCAAUUUAUUUGGCCUUGUAAGAAGCUUCAAAAAUUUCAUAUGUUGGUCCUGUUGGAAUAUCGAUUUUUCCAGAAGUUUAAAAUUGAAAAGCGAUCUUUUUUUUUUUGAAGUUUCUCUGUCGUCUCGAUUUCAGAUCCUUUUUUGACUGGUUUUCGAAUUUUUAGGCUUUCUAAGUAGCUUGAGAAGAUUUUUGGACCUUUUUCCAUAUUUCUGGUUUUUUUUAAGUCAGAGAAGGUGGAAAAAGGCUCAAUAGAAGUGUUCCUUUUUUGCUGACUUUUGCGCCAUUUUAUCGGCUUUGAUGCACCAUUUUUGCUGCCUUUCCCUUUUUCAACCAUUUCCUAGGCCUUUAAAAUUCCAGGAAAAAUGGAAGGCUUGGUAAAGGGACCCUUUUUGCUGCAUUCCUGCGGCCUUUAUGCAGCCUUUUUGUUGCCUUUAUGCAGCCUUUUUGUUGCUUUUUUGAUGCCUUUUUGUUGCCUUUAUGCAGCCUUUUUACUGCCUUUAUGCAGCCUUUUUGUUGCCUUUUUGAUGCCUUUUUGAUGCCUUUUUACUGCCUUUAUGCAGCUUUUUUGUUGCCUUUUUGAUGCCUUUUUGUUGCCUUUUCACUGCCUUUAUGCAGCCUUUUUUUGUUGCCUUUAUGCAGCCUUUUUACUGCCUUUUAUGCAGCCUUUUUGUUGCCUUUUUUUGAUGCCUUUUUUUGUUGCCUUUUUCACUGCCUUUUAUGCAGCCUUUUUUUGUUGCCUUUAUGCAGCCUUUUUACUGCCUUUUAUGCAGCCUUUUUGUUGCCUUUUUGAUGCCUUUUUUUGAUGCCUUUUUACUGCCUUUUAUGCAGCUUUUUUUGUUGCCUUUUUGAUGCCUUUUUGUUGCCUUUUUCACUGCCUUUUAUGCAGCCUUUUUUUGUUGCCUUUUAUGCAGCCUUUUUUUACUGCCUUUUAUGCAGCCUUUUUGUUGCCUUUUUGAUGCCUUUUUUUGUUGCCUUUUUCACUGCCUUUUAUGCAGCCUUUUUUUGUUGCCUUUUAUGCAGCCUUUUUACUGCCUUUAUGCAGCCUUUUUUUGUUGCCUUUUUGAUGCCUUUUUGAUGCCUUUUUACUGCCUUUAUGCAGCUUUUUUGUUGCCUUUUUGAUGCCUUUUUGUUGCCUUUUCACUGCCUUUAUGCAGCCUUUUUUUGUUGCCUUUAUGCAGCCUUUUUACUGCCUUUAUGCAGCCUUUUUGUUGCCUUUUUGAUGCCUUUUUGUUGCCUUUUCACUGCCUUUAUGCAGCCUUUUUGUUGCCUUUAUGCAGCCUUUUUACUGCCUUUAUGCAGCCUUUUUGUUGCCUUUUUGAUGCCUUUUUGAUGCCUUUUUACUGCCUUUAUGCAGCUUUUUUGUUGCCUUUUUGAUGCCUUUUUGUUGCCUUUUCACUGCCUUUAUGCAGCCUUUUUGUUGCCUUUAUGCAGCCUUUUUACUGCCUUUAUGCAGCCUUUUUGUUGCCUUUUUGAUGCCUUUUUUUGUUGCCUUUUCACUGCCUUUUAUGCAGCCUUUUUUUGUUGCCUUUUAUGCAGCCUUUUUUUACUGCCUUUAUGCAGCCUUUUUGUUGCCUUUUUGAUGCCUUUUUGAUGCCUUUUUACUGCCUUUAUGCAGCUUUUUUGUUGCCUUUUUGAUGCCUUUUUGUUGCCUUUUCACUGCCUUUAUGCAGCCUUUUUGUUGCCUUUAUGCAGCCUUUUUACUGCCUUUAUGCAGCCUUUUUGUUGCCUUUUUGAUGCCUUUUUGUUGCCUUUUCACUGCCUUUAUGCAGCCUUUUUGAGCCUCUCAUAUUUAGCGGCCCUUUUCCACCAUCCCGAGUAAGAAUUCGAUUUUUCGACCUUUUGGCAAUAUUUUCAAGAUUUUUCUGUGAAAACCUUGACUUUCUGAACUUUUUCCUUGUCAUUUGAAGCCUUGUCAGUGUCUCAAAAUGAUUUUGAACCGUUUUUCUUGAUAUUCCAUGCAAUUUCCAGACAUGUGACCCGGAAAAAGAGACAUUCGACGUGGUCGUCUACAAGUACGUCCAAACUCUGGCCAACGUCAGCCGAAUGGCCGCCUUGAAUUAUUUUCGGCUCGUCUACGACCUGAAACUUCUGAACAUGGAAACUGCGGGUCUUAAAGCUUCAGAAAUUGUGGAAAAAUGAACAUUUUUCCAGUCGGCUACAUAUCCCGGAUGACCAAAUUCGCCUACCGGAUCAUACGGAAAAAUGGGAAAACCGGCGAACUUUUGAGUAUUCAGAAAAUUGGAAAAAUUCUAGGUUUGAAAUGAUUUUUCAGCCGAUGAGGAUCCGAAAUUGAUUUCGGCCAAGCUUUUUCUGGACUGUGCCGCCGUUUUGAGCCAUUCCAUUCGGAAGGUAAAGCGUUAGGGGGAUUUCAAAAUCAGUGUUCACAAAAAAAAAAUUUCAUUUUUUUUAUUUUGAUUCGCCCAGUGUGAUAAUCCAUCAUUAGAAAUGCGGACCCAACUGUCCAAGCCAUUCCCUCUUCCUGUAGCCGGGUUACGGUAUCACCUGCGUAUCUAAGUAUUGAUCAAUUUUUUAUGGGCAAGUUGUAUAUCAAUCGAUAGGUAAUGCAAUUUUUGAAGUUUUUUCAGUACAUACUAUAUUAGGUUACUGUAGAAAUUUUUUGAAAUACGGUACUUUUUGUCUUUGGGCCAUUGGCCGGGAAAGUUACUUCUCUCAAAGAUGUGUUAGCUACAGUUUGAUACCAUUUCAUGUAAAAACUUCGGAGACCAAGCACCUACCGCAACCCGGCUUUCAGAAAGAUCAAACUACAUAUAAACAAUUUUUGAUCAAAAAACCGUUUUUUUCGGGUCAUUCCUGACUGAACUUUAGUUACACUAAGGUGUUUCGUAAUAUUUUUUUGAAAUUUCGAAUUUUCUGACAUUUUACCAAGGGUUUUUAUACGAACUAGGAAGGUUAUGCCGUGUUCAAAACCAUCUCUGACCCUCCAAAAUCUACCUAUCUUUUCUCGCCCCUGACCGCUAUUUUGAGUUUCGCAUUUUGGACACGGCAAGACGUGGUUCGUUGAAGUAAAACUGGAUGAAAUUUGAAAAAAAUAUUCAUUUUUUUCACUUUGAAGGACUUGUCGGAGGUGACGGACCCGAAGAUCAAGGUGGCGACGGCGAGUCUGAUCUCGAUGCAGAGCAAGUUGGUGAACAACUUGUUGGAGGAGUACAAGGUCUGCUGGCAAAGAUAACCAGAGUCAAAACUACUAUAGACGGUUCAGAUCUUGAAUAUUCAAUAGCUAACUCAAAUAAUUACUAACGUGUAAAUUGAAUAAUGGGCCAAGCUCCCAAGCGGUCGGUUCUUGUCGUAAAGCGUGUACUAAUAUUUUUUUUUAUACAAAAAAUACGUUUUUGUGAAGCUCGCUAUAGAAUGUCUUAAUGUGCUCAUUUUGUUUGGUUAAUACUUUUUUCUGAUUUCCAGAACUCUUCUCUGGUUGGAACUUUGACCAUGCUCGUCAGUUGGUUCCCCAGAAAGCACCUCCAAGAUCUGGCCAUGGAAUGUCUGGAGAUCCUGGACGAGCCUGACCUCACCGCUGAUCACGUCUCCAUUUAUGCAGAAGUCGUCGCCAACUUCGACAUUGGGCUUCUUUUCAAGAAAAUCAAGAAAGGUGGGAAAGAGGGAGAAAAAAGCGAUUUUUGGGCUUUUCAAACCGAAAUUCGGUUAAAAGCUGUCGUGUAGGUGAUCACUUUCUAGAGAGGUCCCUAUAGGGGUAACCUAAGGGGGCUCUUGAAGGAUCCCCUCUAGGGACCACUUUACCAACCCCUAGAGGGGCCACUAAAUCUUGCAAAAGUGGUCCUUAUGUGGGACAUCCUGAACUCUAAGCCAAGAAGCAUUUUCAUGGGAAAAAAAACUGAAUAAAUAAGUUUUUGAAUGAAAUUGAGGGAUCCCUGUAGGGCCCACUUGAGCUUUAGGGGCUAAAGGGUCAGACUCUAAAUCCCUAUAGGGACCAACUUGAUUUUACCCCUACAGGGACCACUUUUUCGGCUCCUAUAAGGGUCUUUUUCCCUCCUAACCCCUAUAGGGAAUACCUUAAUUUUACCCCUAUAGGGACCACUUUUUCGGCUCCUAAAAGGGUUUUUUCUCUCCCUAACCUCUAUAGGGACCACUCUGGAAUUCUCAAAGUUAUUUUUCAACGGGAAUAUUGAUCUAAAAGUUGAAAAUAUUUCUAUGAGCUAAAAAAAAAUCUGAACUUCCAAGUAUUUUCCUCUCAGAUUUGGCCAUCUCGCCAGACGAUUUGACCUUCAAUAAGCUAUCGCCAGUGCCCAAACGCAACAAGAAAGCGGAUAAGGUUUUCUCAGCUAUCCUGAGCAAUACUGUAAAAAAAAAAGUCGAUUUCAGGAUUCGACACCCGUUCAGAAGUUCACGCGGUCCGUAAAUUUGCUGAAAUUUGUCCUGCGCGACUUCACAUCCAACUCCUACAUCACCUCGAACAGCAGCGAUUGCUUGAGCCAUUUGGAGGAGUUUUACGAGGUAAAAAAGGCGCGAAGUUAGAGGAAUGUGCGCUCUAUUGAUAAUUAUUGAAAAGCUUGAGGUGAUCUGAAAAAGAGUUUAUGGAACCCAGGAAAAAAAGGCCAGGUUUCUGAUCAAUAAAACAUUUUACCGUUCCGAGUUCCUUGGGGCGCAUUUACCUCAAAUUUUUGGCUUCUUUUCGAAGCAUUUUUUGACUUGAGUGAAAAUCGCGUUAGUUUAGAGGAAUGAGCGCUCUAUUGAUAAUGAUAAAAAAAACUUGAGGUGAUCUAAAAGAGAUUUUAUGUAAACCAGAAAAAAACCCAGGUUUUCUGUCCCGAUUUCCUUGGGGCGCAUUUGCCUCGAAUUUUUAGCUCAGAAUUUCAAGACCGAUUUACUUUUUCAAUCCAUUUUUAGACUUUAGGAAAAUGGCGUUAGUUUAGAGGAAAGUGCGCUCUAUUGAUAAUGAUGGGAAAGCUUUAGGUGUUCUGAAAUUAAGUCUCAAUUUUAAGUACAUGAAAAAGUAGCUUGUAUGAGAUAGCCGCAGGAAAAUCAAGCCAGUGAAAGAUCGCUCUACGGAUAAAACAGGAUUUUUUGCAAAAAGGCCCAAGCUCGGACCGCCCAGCCUGACCCGCAAGCCUGAGCCUAAAAAUCGCUUCUUCAAGACUUUUUUUUUCUUAUGCACUGCUUUUUCUGACCUUCAAAGAGUAGGAGAUUCAGAAUAUUCAUUUCAGAAGCUGGAAAUAGUUAAAAGCGUGAUUGCGUCAAGGAUACUGGGAAAAGAACUGCUUGUGCCAGAUAAACUGCUUUUCGUCGCCUUCGAAAUCCGACAACUUCUUCCGGCCCUCAUUUUCAAGUGUCAGGUAGGGUAUCGAAGGGGUUUCAGUUGAAAAUUGGAUUAGAAAAGGAGUUGGUAUUUCUGACGUCAUUUUUUCAUUUUUAUGACGUCACUUUGAAACCGAGACAGAGCCGGGCAGUGUCUGGGAGAAAAAUUCCCUCAUUUAGAUCGUAGAAGUUCACGAAGAAAUGUUCCACAUUGUUAUUUUUGACGUUCAAUCGGAAUUAUGACGUCACUUCGAAACCGGGACAAUACCGGGCAAUAUUCGGGAGGAGAACUCUCUCAUUUGGUCCGAAAUUAUGACGUCACUUUGCACCCGGGACAAAGUCGGGCAGUAUUAGGGAGAAAAUUCCCAUUUUUGGGCUCAUAAAACAGUCACGAAGAACUGUUCCAAAUCGCGGUUUUGGAAGUUGAAUAGCCUGAGUGUUGAAUUAUGACGUCAUUUUGCAACCGGGUCGGAUCCGGGCAGUAUUCGGGAGAAAGCUAUCUUCUUGAAAAAUUUGCUCAAAAAACAAUUUUUCUUUUUUUGGAACAAAAUUUGCUGAUUUUUGCAUGGUUUUCCAGGCUGAAGCGAAGCAAUACUGCGCGAAAAAGGAGCCGUUCGUCGAGAAUAUGUGCGCCGACCUGGAUUGGUACAACAAAAUGACGGGAAUCGCCCGGACGCAGUUCGGCGGCGACGACGACGUCUGCAUCGACAUCACCGACUUUUUCAUCUCCUUGACCAAAGUUGGAGUUCAAACUAGAUACGAAAAAUGCCCUUUUUAUGUGAAAAGAAGCACAGAAGCUUUACUCUUCGAAGGUUUCUGGAAGGAAAAAUGGCCUUCUUAUUUUUAAAAAUAAAUGGGUAAAGCCCUGAAACUGUUGCUGAAAAGCUGAGAAAAGGCUGAUUUAUGGACCCUUUUGCGCCCUUUUCCUCCUAUUACUAUCUCUGCCUUUCCCACCCUCUCUUCAGCAUUCGAAAAUCUGGGGAAGGCGAAAAAGAAAUUCAAAAUGGACCAUAUGUUCAAAAAAGGAAAAGCUUCCUUUUGGAACCCUUUUUGCGCCCUUUUUCCAACUCAUAACGGCUCUUUUUACUUUCUCUCCCUUCCCACCCUCUCUCGAGUCUUUAAAAUUUUAGAAGAGAUGAAAAAUGGACUAAAAAUGUAUAUACAAAAUUCGCAGUUUUUCUCCCUGUAAAAGACAAUUUUUUCAUAACUGAGUCUUUUAGCGGCUUAUUUUUCGCAUCAACUCCCGUUUUAGACUAUUCUGGCUCUGACAGGGACUUCAAAGAAAAAGACUUCAUUUUAGCCUAAUAUGACCAAUUUUUCACUUUAGUUCCAUUCCAAGCUCCUCUUCAAUGCUUUAAAUUGGAAUAUUUGAAAAUUUCCUAUAACUUUUUUGUCUAAACUCGAGGAAACUUGACUUCUCUGCGCCCUCUUUUACCUAGUUUCAUAAUUUUCUAUGAAAUGAAGGUGAGAGAAAAGAGGGCGCAGACGGAUUAGACUCUUUAAAACCUUGGGGAAAACGUUUUUUAGAGAAAACAAAUGAAAAAAGGAUUUUAUGAACAAAAUUUGGAUUUGUUUCGAAAACCUCUCAUUGUAUUUUUGGGCUUCAAGCCAACUUUUUUCAUAAUUAUCACUUUUUUUUGAGGUGUAUGAUUUCAAACUACAGGAAGCUUAGAAGCUUUAUUUUUUUACUAAAAAUUUGUUUUCUGAAGGGUUUUUGAAGUAUACUUGCUUGUUUUUCUGUGCUUGAAGCCUGUUUUUUCCAUAUUUAUUAUUUUUUUCUAUUUUUUCUCUUUGAAGUUUAUCUUUUGAAAGUACAGGGAGCUCAGAAGCUCAUAAUUUCUCUGAAAAUUUGAUUUUUCGAAGAUUUUUUGAAGUCUCAACCAUCUUUUUUGUGUCUUCUAAGCUUUAUGUUUUUUUAUUUAUAACUUGGAAAACUUUUUUCUCAUCCAGUUAUAUAAAUUCAAGCUUCAGGAAGCUCCAAAGCUCUUAUUUUUUACCGAAAAUUUGGUUUCUGAAGGGUUUUUGAAGUCUAUUUUCUUGUGUUUCUGUACUUCAAGCCUGUUUUUUUUAUAUUUUCUUACCUUUUUUUCUACGUUUCUUUUGAGGCAUAUUAUGUCAAACUACAGGAAGCUCCGAAGCUUAUAAAUUGAUUUUUUUCGAAGAUUUUUUUGAAGUCUCAACCAUCGUUUUUCUUCUAAGCCUAAUUUUUUUUCUUAUUUAUUACUUUAAAAAAACUUUUUUUCACAUCUAGUUAUAUAAAUUCAAGCUUCAGAAAGCAUGUUUUUUUACCGAAAAAUUUGGUUUUCUGAAAAGUUUUUUUGAAGUCUAUUUGCUUGUUUUUUUCUGUUCUUGAAGCCUGUUUUUUUCUAUAAUUUCUUAUUUUUUUCUGCGUUUUUUCUUUUUGAGGUAUAUCUUUUUCAAAGUACAGGGAGCUCAGAAGCUCAUAAUUUCUCUGAAAAUUUGAUUUUUCGAAGAUUUUUUGAAGUCUCAACCAUCGUUUUUUUGUGUCUUCUAAGCCUAAUUUUUUUUCUUAUUUAUUACUUGAAAAACUUUUUUUUCACAUCUAGUUAUAUAAAUUCAAGAUUCAGGAAGCUCAAAAAGCUUAUGAUUUUUACUUAAUUUUUUUGGUUCUACGAAGGUUUUUUGAAGUCUAUUUGCUUGUUUUUUUCUGUACUUCAAGCCUGUUUUUUUAUCAUAUUUAUAACUUGGAAAAAUUUUUUUCUUCAUUCAGCUAUAGAAAUUCAAGCUUUAGAAAGCAUUUUUUUACCGAAAAUUUGGUUUUCUGAAGGGUUUUUUUGAAGUCUAUUUGCUUGUUUUUUUCCUGUACUUGAAGCCUGUUUUUUUCCAUAUUUAUUACUUUUUUUCCAUAUUUUUUUACUUUGAGGUAUAUCUUUUUAAAAAGUACAGGAAGCUUAGAAGCUUAUAAUUUUUUUUAAUUCGAUCUUUAUGCUUUUUUUCCUUGUCAGACCCUGUUCCACGUGUCGGAAGUGAUGCUCUCCGCGUACAAUUUUAACGAAAUUCUCGUCCCGAAACCCGAAAAAGAGGAUGGAAAUUCGUCGACGGCCUCCAUGGACUCGACAAAUGAGGAGGAUCUGAUUUCUUAUCCGGAGAAGAUUUCAAUGUUCGCCUUAGUUUUGUACCUUUUUUGUAUCAAAAGCUGAAAAAAAAUUGGGAAAAAAAUGCGAAAAGUUGAGAGUAUUAUAAAAAUCACCUUUUUGAGAUUGCCAACCAAAAAUAAUGGGUCAUUGUAGGAAUUUUCAGGAAUUUUUUUUUCAAAAACAAGUUUUUUUAGGAAACAUUCAUUUUUUUAAAUUUUUGGAUGAGGAGGUUUCUACAAACUAGGAAUUCAUAUCAUGUUCCGAUUUUGAAUCAGACUUGAAACAUAGGGCAACAGGGUGGAAAAUAAUUUUUCGCUAUGACUUCAUUUCUAGAAUUUCACGUCAUGUUUUGAAUUUGAAACGAUUUUUUUGUCAGGAACAUGUUGAUUUUCAGAAUAAUCCUGUCGUUUUGCCAAAAAUUCAGCCCCAGUGACCUCCUAAUCCCGGUCAUCCGCAUGGCGACCGUUUUAUCGGAAUUUGAGGUAUUUUUACGGGGUAUAUUUAAAAUUUUCCUGUUGAUUUCAGUACCGAGAACAUCACCACAACGUGAAGAAGGUGAUGACCUACUGGCCGAAAUGGUUCACGGCUUGUUUCGAACGCGGCGAGGUGCUCGACGAGAAAGGUCGGCAAAAAAUCGAAGUUUUCGGAGAGGAGUUGAACCUGGGACCGUCUAGGUGGCAUUGGAGAGCCUCGCCGGUUGAGCUAGGGUAGAUUAAUUAAGCCUAAAUGUUGAAUAGAAGUCAUGAAUUGUCAGUCGAAGAGUAUAGAUCAGGAGAAAAAAUGGCAAAAAUGAAGUUUCUGGAGAGGAGUUGAACCUGGGACCGUCUAGGUGGCAUUGGAGAGCCUCGCCGGUUAAGCUAGGGUAGAUUAAUUAAGCCUAAAUGUUGAAUAGAAGUCAUGAAUUGUCAGUCGAAGAGUAUAGAUCAGGAGAAAAAAUGGCAAAAAUGAAGUUUCUGGAGAGGAGUUGAACCUGGGACCGUCUUGGUGACAUGGGGGAGCUUUACCAGUUGAGCUAGAGUAGCAGAAAUGAAUCUGAAGCUAGUAUAGAAGUCAUGAAAAGUUUGAGACAAGCAAAAAUGGCAAAAUGAAGGUUUUGGAAGUGAUUUGAACUUUGAACCGUCUUGGUGACAUUGGAGAGCUUUACCGAUUGAGCUAGGGCAGCAAAAUCGAGCCCAAAGCUAGUAGAAGUCAAGAAAUGUAUGAGACAAGCAAAAAUGGCAAAAUGAAGAUUUUGGAGAGGAGUUGAACCUGGGACCGUCUUGGGGGCAUUGGAGAGCUUUACCGAUUGAGCUAGGGCAGCAAAAUCGAGCCCAAAGCUAGUAGAAGUCAAGAAAUGUAUGAGACAAGCAAAAAUGGCAAAAUGAAGAUUUUGGAGAGGAGUUGAACCUGGGACCGUCUGGGGGGCAUUGGAGAGCUUUACCGAUUGAGCUAGGGCAGCAAAAUCGAGCCCAAAGCUAGUAGAAGUCAAGAAAUGUAUGAGACAAGCAAAAAUGGCAAAAUGAAGAUUUUGGAGAGGAGUUGAACCUGGGACCGUCUUGGGGCCAUUGGAGAGCUUUACCGAUUGAGCUAGGGCAGCAAAAUCGAGCCCAAAGCUAGUAGAAGUCAAGAAAUGUAUGAGACAAGCAAAGAUGGCAAAAUGAAGCUUCUGGGAGGAAUCUGAACUUUGGAAGUUUCAAAAGUUUCACCUGCUGAGCUGGUCUAGCUAUCUGCUCUCAGCUGAGAGGGCUUGAACCUGCGAGUACUUCACUAAUUUUUAAGAUCGUAAGUUCUUUGCUCCCCCUUAUUUUGAAAGGUUCCUCUAUUCUAAGGCAUCAUCGCACUAUAUGUUGUAGUUGAUCCCAAAGAACUUUGCUUUGCAGCUCUCCAAGUAUAACCCUAUGCAUUGAAAAGUGUGUCACUUUACAAAUGAAUGAACACGUGCGAGAACAUCUGGGUGGCUUUUUUAUAUGAAUAUGUAAAGAACGGACAGUAGUGAAGGGGUUGACUUAGAGUCGAAUGAAGUGGCCAAUUGAGGAGUCGAGCUCCAAAGCUGAGAUGGACAGUAGUGAAGGGGUUGCUCUAGCCUCGAAUGGAGUGGCCACUUGAGGAACCGAGUUCCAGAGCUGGAACUAGUGAAAGUUGUCUUAAAGUUUGCUUUGACUUGAGCGUGGCCUUGAGGGUUUUCCAAACAAGUUAUCACUUCAGGGUCUCGAAUAAUGACCACUUAAAGAAGAAUUUGAAUAAUGUGAGUACAAGAACUCUUCGUAGCGUUGAAGUAAGGAAUAAUGGCAGGUUAAUUUAGACAUUCAAAGGAUCACUCAAGGGUCCAAAUGCUCUUGAAAAGAUUAAUUUUAGAUAACUGAUUUUCAAAUGGAAGUUGGAGGAAUUGAUGGAGCUUUUUGAGAAAUUUAAGGUUCUAGUGGUCUUUUAAGGGUAGCGGUCUUUUAUGGUAGCCUUUUAUAGUCUGUGUGCCAAGACUUGGAAUUUCACCGAACGACAUUCCGCUCUUCCGCUGCGUCGCGAAGCGUCUUUGCGAGCCUCGGUCUCGCUUUGAAUUGGUUCUCAUUUCUGAUAGAUAAACUGUUCCACUAAGAACGCGUUUUGGUCGAGUUAUUAAAUAAAAGAAUAAAUUAAAAACGCGGCCGAGCAGGCAGCGGAACAGCGGAAUGUCGUUCGGGGAAGUUCCAAGUUGUGAUACGCAGACUAUAGUGGUCUUUUUAAUUGAGGGACUGCUUCUAGUGGUCUUUGAAGUCUUACCGGUCACCUUCUGAAGUUUCUGAAUUGUCCUCUUAAGGGUUUUUUAACUAAGUGAUCUCUUCAGGGUCUCGAAUAAUGGCCACUUAAGAAAUACACUUUGAAGAUACGAUUCUUCUUCUUCCUACGCCUUUGUACCGCUUGAGCGGCGUCGGCGCCCCAAGUCGAUUAGCCGAGGUCCUAUCCUGAUGAUAAUCAGUGGACUGGCUCGAGUGACAUAUCCGUCCUUGUGUGUGACGGCUGGGGAUUAUGAAGCCGUGGUUUCCCACUACCAACAUUUCCUAAACCCCUUGGUUGGGUCGGGGCGGUGAUCGAACUUGUGACCCUGUGGACCGUAGACAGGCACACAACCUGUUGCGCUACGGCGCGCCCUUUGAAGAUACGAUUCUUUAUAGGAAAAUCGUAAGUUUUUGUGGUGACUUUCCAUAGAACUCAAGUUAGGAGUUAUGGAAUAAAAAGGUUAACUUGGACACUGAAGUGAUCACUCAAGGGUUCAAACGAUUCUGAAUAGGUCAAUUUUAGGCAACUUGAACUGAUUUUAAAAUAUAUAAACGUAGGAAAUUGGUGAAGCUUUUUGUGAAAUUUAGCGUUCUAGUGGCCUUUUAAGGAAAAAACAUUGAAGUGCUGCUUCUAGUGGUCUUUGAAGUCUUACUGGUUACCUUCUAAAGUUUCUGAAUGGUCAUCUUGUUUUUUCAACUAAGUGAUCCCUUCAGGGUCUGGAAUAAUGGCCACUUAAGAAAUACACUUUGAAGAUACGAUUCUUUAUAGGAAAAUCGUAAGUUUUUGUGGUUACUUUCCGUAAAACUAAAGUUGAGAAUUAUGGAAUGAAAAGAUAACUUUUAGAGUGUUGCCUUUGGAGUGAUCACUCAAGGGUCCAAGCAAUUCUGAAAAGAUACAUUUUAGGUUAUUUGAACUUUUUUUGGAGCUGGAGUAGGAUCUGGUAAAAUUAGCCUUCCUAAAAAGGGUCCUUCUAGAGAGGAAAGUUGGCUAGUGAUCCCUGAAGCGUUCUAGACUUUCUACAUAGUCGUAUAAAACCGAACUUUCCUGAAAAGACCACUCAAGUAAUCACUUUAAGAGACCCCUGAAGCGUUACGAGCCUUCUGGAAAGCCUUCAGCCGGACGGAAUGCUUCGACUCCGACGCCCAGCACUGUGUGAUCAACUACAUCGUGAUAACAUUGAUCAAAACGUUGAUCGACGUUGCCGAGGAGGUGAUUAGGCUGUAGCUAUUUUUGAAAAGUUGAGAAUUUUCGGUUAAAUAAUCGAUGAGAACAUUUUUUCUGAUUUUCAGAUGAAUAAUUUCGAGCGAAUUAUAGUUGUUAUUAUUUUUUUAAUUUUUCAGCUUCUAUUUGAACUUUUCGUUUUUUUAUUUUUAGCUACAGUAAUCUUCAAAGUAGGCGGAGCUUGUCAAAACCUGAGACUAUUUCGCGUGUCCCCGGAAAUAAAACGGAUUUUUUUGGCCUUCUCCAAGUGGUAUCACGAGGGUAACUUUUCAUCCCGUUAGUGAUCCCUUACGACUUUUUCGCGUCUCCCCCCCUGGAAAAAAAAAACGGAUUUUUUUGGCCUUCUCCAAGUGGUAUCACGAGGGUAACUUUUCAUCCCGUUAGUGAUCCCUUACGACUUUUUCGCGUCUCCCCCCCUGGAAAAAAAAAACGGAUUUUUUUGGCCUUCUUCAAGUGGCAACUCGAGUGUAACUUUUCAUCCCUCUAGUGAUCUCUUACGACUAUUUUGCGUGUUCUUCCCCCAAAUAUAGACUUUUUUUUUGACAUCUUCAUACUUUCACAAAAUCUUCACAUUUUCCAGUUUGAAUAAAAUUUAAAAAAAUCCUAGAACUCUUGAAACUUUUCCAGGAGAUGACCGACCCACGAGGCCAGGACUACCAGAUCCCCAAGAACAUUUCCUGGCUCAUCCACAAGUUCUUGAUACGAGAAAAAGACGUUCCACAGUGAGUGACGUCACCAAUCGAUUAAUCAAUAAGUGGUAUCACAGGAAAAUCCACAAAUUGAUCGGCACUCUGGUUGUUGGAAACGACUACUUGCACGACGAAGGCUUGUCGCUGGACAUGCUGUUGGUGAGGCUAGGAGCGGCGGCUCAAAUGGCCAUCCUCUGCGAUCCGAAGCUGUUCCCGGUCAAGAAACGAGGUAAUCAUUAUGGAAAUGGGGGGGGGGGGUUCUGCUUAGACGUGCGCAAGAACAGAUCUCAUUAAGUUCUGAGAGGUAGAUUCACGCAAUUAUGAGAAAUUGAUAACGAAAAGUAGGCCAGGGAAGAUGUGUUGGAAUAGAAGAAACAUGGUCUGACCACGGUAAUGCAGUAGUGUCUAACUUCAGAAAGACAUCAAAUCCUUCAUUUUGUCGACUAGACGGUGAACAAGAAGUUUUGAAGCUAUAACGAACAACCGCCUUCGGCGAACUAGACGUCCAAACUUGUAGUUGAUCAAGUUGAAAACAUGGUCUUACGGUCCUUCUCCUCGUUCUUCUCCGCAUAGUUCAUGCAGUUGCGCCGUGACGAGCUCAGAAUGUAGCUUAUAUCGUGCUGGAGAUGAUCUUGGGUUCCUUCGGCUCGUUCUUCUGGUCGAUCCAGUUGCCCCUUGACGAGCUCAGAAUGUAGCUGAGAUCUCCGGCUUCAGUUUAUCCUGAAGAAACCUAGUGAAGACUUGGACGGCUCCAGGGGCUCCUGAAGACUUUGAGAGGUCUUUUAGUGAUACUUGAACUAAUAUUGAGUCUCCAGGACUUCUGUUUAUGCUGAAGGAACCUAGUGAAGUUUUUGACGACCUCAUGAGCUUCUCAAGACUUUGAGAGGUCCGUUAGUAUUACUAAAACUGAUUAGAGUCUCCAGGGCUUAAGUUUGGGUUGAAGGAACCUUUUUUUUUGACGACCUCAGGAACACCUGAACACUUUCAGAGGUCUUCUAGUGGCUCUAGACUCAAUUUAGAGUUUCCUCGAAAAUACUUUGACGGCUCCAGGGACUUCUGGAGAUUUCGAGAGGUCAUUUAAUGAUACUAGAAUCAAUUGAGUCUUCAGGAAUUCAGUCAAGAUUGAAGAACCUAAGGGAACACUUGAACGGCUCCAGGAAUUUCUGAAAACUUUUAGGGGUCUUUUAGCAAGAAUUUUAACGAUGUUUGGGAUCGGUUUUUCUUCUUUUGAGAGGCUAUAAGCAGUUCUAGAGCCCUCGGAGCUAUCAGGGACCCUUCAGGAACAGAAGUGUGUGAAAAAACUGUAUCAGAUUGUCAAAAUUUGUGCGAAAAAAAAGAAAAAUAUAUUUCAGAAACGCCAAGCGAAACAGUACAAGACGUGUUGAACAUAAUCGACGAGGAAACUCAAAAAAUCGCUGAAAAAGCGGCGGACGACGACGAAGAAGUCAACCGACGGGUUCAGGAAGUCAACGAAAUACUGAGGAAACCUCAGAAAAUGCCUUUCGCUGAAGAAGAAGAAGAACGAGGAAAUUCUUAA
This is a messenger RNA of Caenorhabditis auriculariae, 21227 nucleotides long. NCBI's taxonomy places the organism in Eukaryota, Metazoa, Nematoda, Chromadorea, Rhabditida, Rhabditidae. The record is from the annotation of a GenBank genome assembly.